Messenger RNA from Nasonia vitripennis (jewel wasp), 903 nucleotides. RefSeq names its product actin-related protein 2/3 complex subunit 5-C (gene Arpc5). NCBI's taxonomy places the organism in Eukaryota, Metazoa, Arthropoda, Insecta, Hymenoptera, Pteromalidae. The record is from RefSeq and is a predicted model, not a curated record. The transcript has 3 exons. Bases 91 to 570 code for a protein of 159 amino acids. Gene Ontology annotation, molecular function: actin filament binding. Gene Ontology annotation, cellular component: Arp2/3 protein complex; cytoplasm; actin cytoskeleton. Gene Ontology annotation, biological process: cell migration; Arp2/3 complex-mediated actin nucleation; regulation of actin filament polymerization.
UUGGUGUUGCUGUCGCGGCAGAUCCCGUCCGUGCAAGCGUGAUCGCACGGAAACAAGUGAUACGACAAGUCGCGGUUAGAGCCUCCGAAAAUGUCAAAGUCCGACGAGAGGAAGAUGAAGGAUUCGUCGGGGACAGCUUUUCGGAAAAUCGACGUCGACCAGUACAACGAGAACCAGUUCAAGGAGGACGAUGGCGAAGGCGGUGUUACCGGGCCAAUCGGACCGGACGAGAACGAAAUUCACGCUCUACUUAGCCAGGGCAAACAUGCCGAGGCUUUAAUUUCCGUGCUCAAAUCUGCGCCGCUAGGAACGAAGAAUCAGCAAGUUAAGGAUAACGCACGACAGCUGACCCAAAAAGUACUCCUGAGUAUAAAAACCAACCAAAUGGAUGACUGCAUAGCACAGUUAGAUCGGGACCUGAUGGAUGUUUUGAUGAAGUACAUUUACAGAGGGUUUGAAAUACCAAACGAAGGUAGCAGUGGACACUUGCUGGUGUGGCACGAAAAAGUAUAUAAUGUCAGUGGAGUUGGCAGUAUCGUCAGAGUGUUUGCCGACAGUAAAAGAGCUUGAACAAUCAAAGUGUUCAUCAUUGUCCAAUUGAUCUUCCUUUUAGUUACUAAAAUCCGUCGUUAGUAACAGAAAGGAUGUAGAUAGCUAAGUCAUACCAUUUUUCAGUAUGGAACCGCAGUGCAUUUAUAUGAAGUUGUUAUCAAUAAAAUAUUUUUAUUUCUUCUUAUUAAACAAAGACUGUACAUGUUCCGUUUUUUUAUCUUUUUUUGGAAUGCAAAAUCGUUUUUAUAAAUCAUACUAUGAAAGAAAAGAAUCAUUUUUAAUGGUUUCAUUAAACGUAUAUUAUACGUAAAAACGUCAUUUGUUAAUAAAAUCGCACAUCUCUAAUAAUAA